UCUAAUUUGUAGAGUGAUUCUAACGAAUAGGAAACUAAACCUAAUUUCUAGCGUAUUUCUGUGAUGCAUUGUCGUAGAAAUAGAAGUGAUGAAUAGUGUGGAUGAGGUGAGCAGCUCUUAUUCAACAGAUGCGGAACUCUUGACAAGCGUCUUCACAAUUGAUGACCACGGUGUUCCAAUAGAUAUUGUUAGAAAUGGAACAAAUGGUAGCUUGGAGGAAAUUCCCCCCAUCUUUUUACAAACCACAGCAGCACAAGCCAUUUCAGGAGCUUUUGUGUGGGCAGCAUUGAUUGUCACGUGUCACCAGAUUUAUCAAUAUCUAAGGUAUUAUUCUUGCCCAACUGAACAGCGAUGGAUUGUGAGGAUUUUGUUUAUUGUACCAAUAUAUGCCUUUGAUUCCUGGUUGAGUCUACUCUUCUUUCAUGACAGCUUCUAUAUUUACUUUGACAGUGUUCGAAACUGGUAUGAAGCUUUCGUGAUUUAUAACUUCCUCAGUCUCUGCUAUGAAUAUCUUGGAGGAGAAAGUAACAUCAUGACUGAAAUAAGAGGAAAACCUAUUAAAUCCAGUUUCUUAUAUGGAACAUGUUGCUUAACUGGCAAGAGUUAUACUAUAGGUUUUCUACGUUUCUGUAAACAGGUAAAGUAUCCUGUUCAUUGA
Limulus polyphemus (Atlantic horseshoe crab) is the source of this 658-nucleotide messenger RNA. Its product is annotated as transmembrane protein 184B-like. The coding region runs from base 89 to 658 and encodes 189 amino acids. The record is from RefSeq and is a predicted model, not a curated record. Gene Ontology annotation, molecular function: transporter activity. NCBI's taxonomy places the organism in Eukaryota, Metazoa, Arthropoda, Merostomata, Xiphosura, Limulidae. Gene Ontology annotation, biological process: transport. The transcript has 5 exons.